Peromyscus leucopus (white-footed mouse) is the source of this 1387-nucleotide messenger RNA. Its product is annotated as disks large homolog 5-like. The transcript has 5 exons. The coding region runs from base 144 to 749 and encodes 201 amino acids. The record is from RefSeq and is a predicted model, not a curated record. NCBI's taxonomy places the organism in Eukaryota, Metazoa, Chordata, Mammalia, Rodentia, Cricetidae.
ACCAACUGUCAUUGGGGCAUUGGUGCAGUGUCUUGCAUUUCACCGACAGACAUGCUGACUAGACUGAACAGGAUUCUUGGGAGACAGGAUGGUGAGCACAGGGAGAUCAGAGAGAGGCAGAAGGAAGAUGGCCUUCAGUCUCCAUGUCACACAUCAAGAAACAAAUGGUUCUGGGGAAAGCACACACCCUCUACAGUCAGCACCUGAGUGAACAGACUCAGCUGAAGGAAAAAGUGAGAAUGUUGCUAGAGGACAAGAAAAAGCUGCAGGGGGAGCAGAUUUUACUACAAGAGUCCUGUGAGGAGGCAAAGAGGCUCUGUGAAGAGGCCCAUGAGAAGAUCUAUGACCUCUGGACAAGGCAGCUGCAGGAACAUCAAAGACUUGAGGAAAAUCUUCAGUCCCUGAUGAAGCAGAAGGAGCUGCUCACCAGGCAAAGGGACUUGGCAGUAAAGCUGCAGCAUCACUUCACUGUGUCCCAGAUGAGGUUUGAAAACCUCCAGCAGGAACUGGAGCAGACCACAGCCCAGGAAGAGAGCCUCCUGCAGAUGGAGCUGCUGGGGCAGAAACACUAUGUUCCAGCACCUCUUCAGAAAACUGAGAAGGCUGGAAGAAGCCAGAGACACCUUGAAGGCAUGACAUUCUACACUCCAGGUUCACGGCCUCCUCAGAAAAUGCCACCUCUUUUCAGCUGUGAACUCACUAGUGAGGCAAAUAUCAACCAACCAUCAGGCCAUCCAGCCACAAUCUGAUCUACAUCCAUUGACUCACUAUUCCCAGACAAAAGAUUGUAUCAGAAAUAGUCUGAGAUUCAGAGUACAUAUCACAAAUUACUAAGAACCCUGAUAUCCAUCAGCAUGUGGCCCCAGUGAGGGGCAAAACAACAUGGAAGAGGACAUGUGGGUGAGCAAGAGUUCUUCUGUGACUUACUAUCAAGGGCUUUGACAAGCUGACUCCAUAUGUGAUGGAAAUCUGACAAGGAAGACUGUGUUAACAUCACACUGCCAUCCAGACAGACCACACCCAAAGCAUAAGAUUCUCUCUAGUGCAGUGCUGAAGCUGACGCCAUGUCAUGUGCAAGUGUUGCUGAAGAUAAUUCACUGCAGAGAAUAAGCCAGAUCCUCACCUCAUUUGCUCUUCCAUAAUGAAAUUCCAAAGGAUCCUGAAAUUUGCUUAAUUUUCUUGUUAUAUGUUGGGAUAUUUAUGCUUUGGAUUUUGGUUUUCUUCAUUUUGGUUUAAGGUUUUGUUAAUUGUUGUUAUUUCUUUUAUUCUUGUCACUGUUUUAAUAGUUUGCUAAGGCUAUACAUUGUAUAUAAGGACUGCUGUUUUGAAUGCCCCCAUUGAGUAAAAUGAAUGUAUUUUUAUGAAUAAAAUCCAAUUUCAAAUUUCA